Paramuricea clavata is the source of this 804-nucleotide messenger RNA. The record is from the annotation of a GenBank genome assembly. Lineage: Eukaryota; Metazoa; Cnidaria; Anthozoa; Malacalcyonacea; Plexauridae.
AUGUUAUAUAUAUAUUACAGUUCAUACUUUUCAAAAGGGAGUUUCCCGAAGAAAGACCCUGGAUACGAGGUUGCAGCACACCCAGUCGUAGUACCAGUACAACCAGUCAUAGUACCAGCACAACCAGUCGUAAUACCAGCUCAACCAGCCAUAGUACUAGCUCAAACAGUCGUAGUACCUGUGGUAGAUUUUUGUUUGAUCCCCACAAUAAGAGCAAAUUACCCAGUCGUAGUACCAGUACAACCAGUCAUAGUACCAGCACAACCAGCCGUAGUACUAGCUCAAACAGUCAUAGUACCUGUGGUAGAUUUUUGUUUGAUCCCCACAAUAAGAGCAAAUUACGCAUUAUAUAUUGUAUUUUGUAUUAUAUUCCUUCCUUUCCAAAAUCGCUCAGUUACAUAUAUUCCCAAUAACAACAUUCCUUUUAUCUAGCAUACCUGUCAAUCAAUACCAUAUAUGGUAGUUGCCUCAUCUCAUAAAUUUAACUAUUAAUUAUGUAAUGUCAACCUUUUCCCGACAUACCAGCUCAACCAGCUGUAUUACCAGCACAACCAGUUAUAUUACCAGCCAGAACCAGUCAUAGUAUCAGCUCAAUCAGCCGUAUUACCAGCUCAAUCAGCCGUAUUACCAGCUCAACCAGACGUAGUACCAGCUCAACCAGACGUAGUACCAGCUCAAGCAGACGUAGUACCAGCUCAAGCAGACGGAGUACCAGCUCAACCAGAUGUAGUAGCAGCUCAACCAGUCGUAGUACCAGCUCAACCAGUCGUAGUACCAGCACACCCAGUCAUAGUAUCAGCAUAA